Messenger RNA from Lucilia sericata (common green bottle fly), 2442 nucleotides. RefSeq lists its product as uncharacterized. Bases 1 to 2442 code for a protein of 813 amino acids. The record is from RefSeq and is a predicted model, not a curated record. Gene Ontology annotation, biological process: DNA integration. Lineage: Eukaryota; Metazoa; Arthropoda; Insecta; Diptera; Calliphoridae. Gene Ontology annotation, molecular function: nucleic acid binding. The transcript is spliced from 2 exons.
AUGUAUGUUGAUGAUGCUCUUGUUGGAGCUCAUUCGAUCCCUGAUGCUUUGGAGGCACGAGACCAAUUAAUUGAACAUCUUCUUAACUCUUCUUUUUUGUCGCUCGAUGAUAAAAGUAAUGCUAAAACACUCGGUGUCCGUUGGAAUGCGGCAGAAGAUUACUUUUAUUUUACAACUGAGAAGAUUAAGUUCAAAACAGCUUAUACAAAGAGGGAAGUACUCUCAAUUAUAGCAAGGCUAUUUGAUCCAGCAGGUUGGUUGGCCCCAGUGAUUAUAACAGCAAAGAUUUUGAUGCAGCAAAUGUGGCUCGACAAAAUAGACUGGGACGAACAUAUAAAACCUGUGGCUCUACAAAAAUGGAAGACAUUCAUUUCUAAUUAUAAUGAGAUUGAUACAAUUAAACUUGAUCGUUGGGUUCAAUAUACGCCUAGUUCUUAUAUUGAAUUUCAUGGCUUUUGUGACUCUUCUGAGUUAGCUUACGCAGCUACACUAUAUAUACGUAUUGUGAAUGGUGAUAAAGUUUAUGUAAAUCUACUAAUUGGCAAAACAAAAGUGGCUCCAGUUAAAAGGCCAUCUUUGCCGCGUUUAGAGUUGUGUGGCGCAGUUCUUUUAGCCAAUUUAGUAAACAGCGUAAUCCCCAAUUUCAAAUUGCAUACGUAUAAUUUAUAUUUGUGGUCCGAUUCGACAAUAGUUCUUGCUUGGUUACGAAAACCGCCAUGUAAUUGGAAAACCUUUGUUGCAAAUAGGGUAGCAACAAUAUUAGAAAAAGUAGGAAACAAAAAUUGGUUUCACGUAGCUUCUAAUCACAAUCCUGCCGAUCUAGCAACCCGGGGGCUGAUACCUUCGGAUUUAAGAGAAAACAAACUUUGGUGGCAUGGUCCUGAUUGGCUCAGAUUAAACAAAUCGUCGUGGCCCGAAGGUCCAUUAGAAUUCGAAACAGUAGAAGAAUCGAAACAAGUGCAAGUUAAUAUUGCUAGAUCCGCUGAACGAGAAGAUAUACUGGACCGUUUCUCAAGUUUGCCCAGAGCAUAUCAUGUUAUUGCUUAUAUAUUUAGAUUUUUUAAUCUUGCGAGCAAAAGCAGACGUAAAAGCUGUAAUUACGAAACUGUUAGAAUUUCCGCUCAAGAACUUGUAUUUGUACGAAAUCGGCUAUUUUUUCUCUCUCAACAGUCGCACUUUUCUGAUGAGUUUAGUUGUCUGUCAUCGAAAAAGAAAAUUGACUCUCGUAGUCCUUUAUUAACGCUUAUGCCUUUCUUAGACAAAAAUGGUAUUAUUCGUGCUAAUGGUCGUCUUGGCUCUACAAAAUGUUUGUCAUACAAUGAACGACAUCCCGUAAUACUUGCAUAUACUAGUAGAUUAGCACGACUUUACGUUGAGUUUGUCCACAAUAUGGUCUUACAUGGAGGCCCUCGUUUAGUCCUAAAUGUCGUACGUCAGGAGUGUUGGAUUAUAAAGGCUAAAAAUCUAAUAAAAACGGUCAUCCACAACUGUAAAAUCUGCGUUAUACAUAGAAAAAAGCUUCAAAAUCAGAUCAUGGCAGUGCUACCUGAAGAAAGAACUACUUUAAGUCGCCCUUUUACUAACACAGGUGUUGAUUUUGCCGGCCCAUUUGAAAUCAAAAGUUUCACUGGUCGAUAUUGCCGUAUCACUAAAGGCUACGUGUGUCUAUUUGUUUGUUUCUCUACUAAGGCGAUUCACAUUGAGGCCGUUAGCGAUUUGUCCACUCCUGCAUUUCUAGCAGCUUUGGCUCGAUUUGUUGCUCGUCGUGGUUGCCCUAGUCGCAUUUUCUCUGAUAAUGGAAGGAAUUUUGUUGGCGCUGCAAGAGAACUUGAAAAUAACUUCGAAAAACAUAUAGAAGAAUUACGUGAUUCGGCAGUAGAAAAAUAUGGUCAUCAACAUCUUGAGUGGCACUUUAUUCCUGCAGCAGCUCCUCAUAUAGGAGGACUGUGGGAGGCAGGAGUAAAAAGUUUGAAAAUGCACUUUAAAAAGUCAGCUGGACAAAUGAAAUAUACGUUUGAAGAGUUUUCGACACUUUUGGCAAAGAUAGAAUCGUGUCUCAAUUCGCGUCCUCUUGGCCCUACGUCCGACAGCAUCGAUGAUUUGUCCGCUCUUACUCCUGGUCAUUUUUUAAUAGGCUCUGCUAUUCUUACUCCUGCUGAACCUGAAGAGCUUAGCUCGCCAAUUAGUAUAGUAAACCGUUGGCGAAAAAUCAAAGCAUUGCAGCAAGAAAUUUGUCACCGUUGGAAAGACGAAUAUUUAAAAGAGUUGCACAAGCGUAAUAAAUGGAAAAGUCCCCAAAUAGACUUAAAAGAAAAUGACCUCGUUGUUCUUAAAAGUGAACCUUGUUGUCCAACUGAAUGGCGCUUAGGUCGUGUUGUAAAAGUUUAUCAUGGUUCUGACGGUAAAGUUCGAGUGGCUGACCUUAAAACUCAAAUGGCGUAA